GAUUAUAAAAAAAAAUAUUUUUUACAUAUUUAUAGAACACAGGAAAUGACAAUUACGUUGAAUGUUAACCAGUAUACAUUUAAUAUUUGACAUUAAUUUAUAAAAACAACAAUCAUUUGUUGUUAUUCUAUAGUGUAUUAUCGUAUUCGAUUGUAAAGUUACACAGUACAGUAUAAAUAGCUAAUUAAAAUUUUUUAAACUAUUUAUUAGAAAUAUGAUUUGGGGAAAGAAAACGUUGUUUUCAAAACAAACUUUUGUAAUUAUUUUUAUUGCCAUUAUUUCUUUAAGCAAAGGAAAGCCUAUAAAACCAGCUAAAGUUUCAAAUGUUUGCCGUACCCAAGAAUGCAUUGAUACCGCAUCAAAAGUUAUCAAAUACAUGGAUCCCACAGUUAAUCCGUGUGAUAAUUUUUAUAAAUUUACAUGCGGUAAUUUUAUUAAUACUACCAAGAUUCCUGAUGACAAGGAUUCAGUGGAUAUUUUCAGUACUAUCACUGAGCAAGUGCACGAACAAUUGAAAUCAAUUGUAGAAAGUGAUAUUUCUCAAAAUCUGUCGAGGCCUUUCAGGCUUAUCAAUACUAUGUACAACAUCUGCAUGAAUCAAUCUGCUAUUGAAAAAGACGGACUGUCUCCUUUGCUAAGUAAAUUAAAUAAAUUAGGUGGAUGGCCCGUUUUACAAGGAAAUAAAUGGAACGAAGAUACUUUCAACUGGACCAAUUCUCUAUAUUUAUUAAGAGAUAUGGGGUACUCUGUAGAAUAUCUUUUUGGUUUUGAAAUCGAAAGUGAUUACAAAAAUAAUACUAGAAAAAUUAUUAAUAUAAAUUUACCUGAAUUGGCAUUUGAUAGUGAAUUAUUAUCAAGUGAACUAGAGAAUAAACUAAUCAACGAAUAUAAAAAAUAUAUGAUAAAUAUUGCAGUUCUUCUUGGGGCUAAACGUCAGUACGCUGCACAUGAACUCAAGAAAGCACUUUUGUUUGAAAUGAAAUUAGCUAAUAUUAGUUUGCAGAAUGAAAAAGCAGCAUCUAAACGUUUUGAACUAAUGACUGUAGCUGAAUUAGAAAAAAAUUAUCCCAGUAUUCCUUGGUUAGAAUACUUUAACAAAAUUCUUGAACCUCAUGUGAUUUUAGAUAAAAAUGAAGAAGUAUGUGUACAUUUUCCAAACGUCAUAUCAGAUUUUGAAAAACUUAUGAAGGAAACUUCAAAACGAACUCAAGCUAAUUACAUAAUAUGGAGAGUUAUUGUGGAUUCGGUGCCGUAUUUGAAUAAUGAAAUUCGCGAAAAACAAUUUGAUUUUUUGACAGCAAUAACUGGUCUUACAGAAAGGGUACCCAGAUCAAAUGAAUGCUUAAGCAUAAUUUCGAGUAAAAUGUCUCUUAUUAUUAGCGCUCUGUAUGUAAGAAAAUAUUUUUACAAAGACGCUAAAAAUAAUACCAUUGAAAUGGUUAAUAAUAUAAAGAAUCAGUUGAAAAAAACUUUGAAAACAGUUGACUGGAUGGAUGAACGCACAAGAAAACACGCUUUAGCUAAAGCCGAUGCUAUGAUAAGUCAUAUUGGAUACGCAGAUGAGCUUUUAUAUGAUGAAAAAUUGGAAAAAAUUUUCAAAAAUUUUCAGCUCAAUUAUACUGAUUCGUACUUGCAAGCAAUAUUGAAUUUAAAAUUACACAAAACUGAUACUGUUCUUAGACAAUUUCGAAUACCAAUUAAUAAAAAUGAUUGGAUGACUUACGUUGAUCCAAUAGAUGUUGAUGCAUAUUAUUUGGCCUUUCAAAAUAUCAUUCAAAUUCCCGCUGCUAUUCUUCAAGGUGAUUUUUACAAUAAAAACCGCCCACGAUACAUGAAUUAUGGUGCAAUCGGUUGUUUAAUUGGCCACGAAGUAACACGUGGUUUUGAUACUACAGGAAAGUUGUUUGAUAAAAACGGCAAUAUGGUUGAUUGGUGGGAACCAUCAACGAAUGAAAAAUAUAUAGAGAAAUCGCGAUGUUUCAUCGAUCAAUAUAACAAUUAUAUAGUCAAAGAAGUUGAAAAAAACAUAAGUGGAUUAACGACUCUUAAUGGAAAUAUUGCUGACAAUGGAGGGAUAAAAAUAGCUUAUCUAAGUUAUAAAACUUGGGCGAAAUCGCAGAAAUCAGAACCACGACUUCCGGGACUUGAACGAUUCUCGCCGAAUCAAAUGUUUUGGAUUAGUCUUGGACAAAUGUGGUGCUCUAUACAACGACCUGAAGCUUUGAAUGCUUGGUUACUUAUAGAUGAUCAUAGUCCAGGAGAAUUCCGGGUACUAGGAUCAUUAUCAAAUAUGAAAGAGUUUUCAGAUGAUUUUAAAUGCCCCCUGGGUUCUCCAAUGAAUCCAAAAAAUAAAUGCGCUGUAUGGUAAUUUUUUGGCAAAGAAAAAAAAUAUUUAUGACAUAGGUUUAUAGUGUAAAUUUUAUCAAUACUAAUUUUUUUUUAUAAAUAUAUCCAAAUUAUUAAGAUAAAAGACCCAACUAUAAAUAUAAGACCUACAAAUUAUGAAGUUAUCGGUUACUAGUCCUUCAUCGGAUAUUCAGUAUUAAUUUUCAGAUGACUUUAAAUGCCCACUGGGUUUUCUAAUUAAUCCGGAAAAUAAAUGCGCAGUAUGGUAAUUUUGCCGAAAAAAAAAAAUAUAUUUAUGAUGUACAUUUAUGAUAUGAAUUUUAUUAAUUCAAAAUUUUAUAUGUUAAUACAUUCACACUAUUAUAAAAAAAAUUUUGUAAUGUGCACCUAUUGACUUUUAUAACGUAUCAUUGAAUUAUUAAAAUAGUUUAUAAGUAUAAAAAUUUAACAUUUUUAAAUGAUUAUAAAUUUUUUCUAAAAAUAAUAAUAAUAAAUCCAAGAAAAUAAGUGUGUCAUUUAAUAUCUUAUCGAUUGAAAUACUGUAUGUAAGUGUGUGUGUGUGUGUGUCCAGUAAUAAUUUGAUUUUCU
Messenger RNA from Microplitis demolitor, 2934 nucleotides. RefSeq names its product neprilysin-2. Lineage: Eukaryota; Metazoa; Arthropoda; Insecta; Hymenoptera; Braconidae. The record is from RefSeq and is a predicted model, not a curated record. Gene Ontology annotation, molecular function: metalloendopeptidase activity. Gene Ontology annotation, biological process: protein processing. Gene Ontology annotation, cellular component: plasma membrane. The transcript is spliced from 9 exons. Bases 215 to 2368 code for a protein of 717 amino acids.